UACUUUCACUUCCCGCUCCCAUUCCAAAACCGCCCUGCGCCGGCCAUGCCACCGCCGUCCUCCUCCCGCUUCUCGCCGGAGCAAGAGACCUCCAUCAUCGUCUCCGCCCUCGUCCACGUCCUCUCCGGCACUUCCGCCUCCCCCUCCGACCUGAUCUUCCUCGCCCUCCCCUGCCGCCUCUGCCGCAUCGACGGCUGCCUCGGCUGCGAGUUCUUCGACGGCAUGACGACGACGACGACCACCACCACAGCUAGAAGCAGCGGAGGGCCGGCGAAGGCCCCGAAAAUUAGUGGAAGACAGAGGAAGAGCAAGUACCGCGGCGUGCGGCAGCGGCCGUGGGGCAAGUGGGCGGCGGAGAUCCGCGACCCACGGCGGGCCGCGCGCAAGUGGCUCGGCACCUUCAACACCGCCGAGGAGGCUGCUCGCGCGUACGAUCGCGCCGCCCUCGAGUUCCGCGGCCCCCGCGCCAAGCUUAAUUUUUCACCGCCUUCAUCCGCCGCCUCUCUGCCGGCGCCGAUUAAUAAUAAUCCGCCGCCGCUGGCGGCGGAGCUCGCCGAUCUGCAAAUGGAGCCGCCGUGGGACGUGAUCAUGAUCGACGAAGACGAUGAUAUCUGUCAAUUUUUUUAAUUAGGAAUAGAUAAUUGAUUUAAUUUAUACGAUUAAUUUAAGUUCUCUUAUUGAAUUCACUCUAAAUCUUCCUUUUUUUUUCUUUUUUUUUUUUGUUUUUUUGAAAAUUAGUGUUAAAUUUAAAUGAUACCAAAUGUUUCCUUUGACUCGUUUUGAGCGAGUGUUGGAAACGUAUGAACCUGUCCCCAGGACGAGUGUCAUUAAGUUGUCGUUACGGUAUAUAAAUUGUCAUUCAGGUAUUUAUGAUUCGAA
This is a messenger RNA of Zingiber officinale, 879 nucleotides long. Its product is annotated as ethylene-responsive transcription factor ERF109-like. Gene Ontology annotation, biological process: ethylene-activated signaling pathway; regulation of DNA-templated transcription. The transcript has a single exon. NCBI's taxonomy places the organism in Eukaryota, Viridiplantae, Streptophyta, Magnoliopsida, Zingiberales, Zingiberaceae. Gene Ontology annotation, molecular function: DNA binding; DNA-binding transcription factor activity. The coding region runs from base 46 to 627 and encodes 193 amino acids. The record is from RefSeq and is a predicted model, not a curated record.